This is a messenger RNA of Mercenaria mercenaria, 2197 nucleotides long. Its product is annotated as ras-related protein rab-11.1-like. The transcript is spliced from 6 exons. Gene Ontology annotation, cellular component: Golgi apparatus; endosome. The coding region runs from base 881 to 1555 and encodes 224 amino acids. Lineage: Eukaryota; Metazoa; Mollusca; Bivalvia; Venerida; Veneridae. The record is from RefSeq and is a predicted model, not a curated record. Gene Ontology annotation, molecular function: GTP binding; GTPase activity.
UAAUAUCCUCUAUUUAAAAAAGCUGGAACAUCGCCUUAAAACCAAUCAAAUUUAGACGGACAAAAUGUCUUUUGUCAUGGUUUGUUGUUGAUGCCUGGACUAAAUGGGACUGAGACUAUAAAUUUCUAAACUGAGCGGUAGAAUUCUUUUUUACUUUGAGAAAAAAUGAAAAAGACUACACGAAAAGAUGAAAAAAAAAUAUGGUUUAGAAUCAUUUGAAAACGUAUCAGCUAUAUUUCAAAUAAAAAUGGAGCUAAGAUAUUUGAAAACAGUUCGGCAUUUAUUUAUGUGAUUUAAAAUUGGUUGCGAUUCAAAACCUGUUAAAAUCUACCACUCAAAGUCUAACUUCACAUGUUGAUGAUAAUCCAUAUAUAGCUGUACAUGUAUUUUACGGACGUCUUUUUGUUUCCUACACCCACCUACAUAAAUGUAUCAAACGUCUACAGCUUCAAAUUUUGCCAGUCCAAAUACAGUCAAACAUGUGUUAAAGACCACCUCUGAACAGAGACCACCUGGCUCUAAAGGUCACAUGUUUUGUUUCCCAUUUUAACAUUUACAGUGUAUUUUAACCUGUGAAUAAAGACCACCUCAAAAUAAAGACCACAACUUGGCUCUCCCAGUGGGUGGUCUUUAUAAACAGGUUUGACUGUAAAACAUUUAGGCCAGCGUAAUAACGCUUUCUACUUGUUAGGGGAAGGCAAGAAUGACAACGAAAUAGCAAGGCUGCGGCUAAUGUUUACGUGCGAAAAGUAAACAAAAAAGUAUUUGUUAUUCGCCAUCGAUAAAAAUAAAUCUCACAUCCGUGUAUGACGAAUCUGAAAAUUUACUAAGUUGAAAUUACUGUGAAUAAAACGACCAACAGAGAGACGCUAAAGCCAUCAUGUCUGUCUCGUGCCAGGAUUGUAAAAUAAAACGCUGUCACUACUGCCUAAUUGAAGGAGCAUUUAUUAUCAAAGUUAUUUUGCUUGGAGACGGAUGUGUUGGAAAGACGCAACUGGUGCGUCGUUUCUGUUAUGAUAGUUUUGAACCCUAUACCUAUCCAACAACGGCAAAAGUUCUUCCCUUUGAUAAAAGAACCAUCAGGACUGAGGGCAAAACAGUAAAGUUUUACGUACAUGAAUUAAGUGGAAUGUACAUAAGGUUUAGGAUCCCCUUACCUGCAAUAGAAAUCAGGGAGAUGGCUGGAGCUAUGUUGGUGUAUGACGUCACCAAACGUUCAACAUUUGAACACGUAGAGUAUUGGCGGAAACAAUUGCGUGACAACGCAGCGUACCAUUCUGCUCCAAUAUUGUUGGUAGGAACCAAGUGUGAUUUACAAAACCAGAUUGAGGUGACUACUGAGGAAGCUUGUAUUUACGCAGGGAAGAACGCUAUGUCCUUUAUCGAAACCUCUGCACGAAAUUCAACGAAUGUUGACGCGGCGUUCGAAAAUUUAUUCAAAGAGGUUCACUGUUCAAAAGACAUAGCCGAUUGUUCCUUGUUUGGGACUUCGAGAGAUAUUGUAAAUAUUGGAAAAGACAAAUCGAUUACAACAAGGUGCUGUGGAAUUAUUUGAAAGAAUUAUCAACAACAUGCUCACGCUAAAAGAUAUGUCUUUUUAUGGGUAAAACAGUACUGCAAGACAUUGGUUUUAAUACGAGCGCAGUGUCUUUAUUAAAAUAAAUAAGUCUUUCACGAAUAGUUGAAAAUGCCAGGAGCUGUUGUGUUUUUACAGACUAUGAAUCUCCUGGCAGCCCCUCAGUUAUGUCGAGUGAAGUACUUUCCAUUACCUAGAGAGGUUCUUACCAAAGUUAAGGGGAUCACUACACGUGUACAACAAAACUGCUGGAAACAAUCUAUUAUUGUAUCGACCACCUUCAAGCACCGCUACUCACAAAUACCACGUGACCAUGAAAAUCACAUGACCGUUGAAAAAGAAAUUCAAAUACUAUUUUCUUAUUUUCGAUUAGGCCUACUUAAAACUUUGAAAAAUACUCAAAACAAUUUCAACUAGAGCUAUCACUAAAGAUGACUAAUACCCCCAGACGCCGCUUUGAGAAAGGAUAAAUAAAUGUUGUGAUCAUGACCUUUGGUCUUUAAGUGAUACCGAUGACUAGGAUACGCAUUAUGCAGGUCGUCUUUAUGAGGUAAACUAACUGAUGUUAGUUUUUAUGAAAAUUAUUCCAGUAGAUUCUUAAAAAUAUAUGAUGAAAACAGG